UUUUGUUUACUACACGUCAGUCUUAUGUUGAAAAUUGUAAUUUGAGUCGCAUCAAUAGCUUGGGCAAUACUCUUUCCCAAGAGGAAGAAGGCCUCUCGUGGUCGUGGAUAACCCCAACAAUAGUAAGGUUAAGUGUUUCCUUCUCUAUCUGCUGAUUACAUACGAUUAGGGUUUAGGAUGUAUCAUGUUAUUGUUUCUCAAGAAGCCUAGGGUUUAUUGGCUGUUCUAGUAUUUAGAUUCUGUCAUUUACUGUUUACUACCAAGUUUGAAUUUGAAGCAGGGUUUUUCUGAGAUUUGGAAUUGAGAAAGGGAGUGAUCUCGAUCGAAAUGGCGCAUCUGGGCCGUGGUGCGGAAGCGCACGCCAUACACAAGCAGUACGAUUAUCGAGCCGACUCCAGUCUGGUCCUGACCACCGACUCUCGCCCACGGGACACCGGCGAGCCCGAGUCCCUUUGGGGCAAGAUCGGCACCAAGAGCUUCGGCGAUAGGGCCUAUCGUGGGAAACCUCCUGAACUGGACGAGAAGCUUCAGAGAGCCAAGAGGAAGAAGAAGGGAAGUGACCCGCUUGCCGAACCCCAACCUGGCCGCCAGAGCAAGCGGCGCCGCCUUCAAGAAGAGAGUGUCUUGACUUCAUCCGAGGAAGGUAUAUACCAGCCGAAGACAAAGGAGACGAGGGCUGCGUAUGAGGCUAUGCUGAGUGUCAUUCAACAACAGUUGGGUGGCCAGCCUCUCGGCAUUGUCAGUGGUGCCGCCGAUGAGAUCUUGGCUGUCCUUAAGAAUGAGACAAUUAAGAACCCCGACAAGAAGAAGGAAAUUGAGAAGCUACUGAAUCCGAUUCGCAACCCUGUUUUUGAUCAGUUGGUUUCGUUUGGGAGGCUUAUCACUGACUAUCAAGACGGGGGUGAUGCAGCUGGACCUGCUGCUGCCAAUGGUGAUGAUGCUCUUGACGAUGAUGUGGGCGUGGCAGUCGAGUUUGAGGAGAAUGAGGAGGACGAUGAGGAGACUGAUCUUGAUAUGGUCCAGGAGGAUGAAGAGGAGGACGAUGAUGUGGUGGAAGCCAAUGGUGCUGGGGCUAUGCAAAUUGGGGGUGGGAUCGACGAUGACGAUGAUAUGGGGGAAGCAAAUGAGAGUAUGAGCCCGAAUGCACUGAGCAUUGGUGCUUAUUGGCUUCAGGGGAAGAUCUCUGAAGCAUUUGAAAAGCAGAUUGAUCCACAAAAGUGCCAGAAGCUUGCAGAAGAGGUCCUUAAGAUACUUGCUGAAGGUGAUGGCAGGGAAGUGGAGUCGAAGCUGUUGGUGCUUCUCCAAUUUGAUAAGUUUAACCUUAUUAAGUUUCUGUUGAGGAAUCGACUGAAGAUUGUGUGGUGUACCCAGUUGGCAAGGGCUGAAGACGAUGAACAGAAGAAGAUCGAGGAGGAGAUGCUGGGUUUGGGUCUGGAAUUGGCGGCAAUUGUUGAUCAGUUGCAUACCACAAGGGCUAGUGCAAAAGAAAGGCAAAAGAACUUGGAGAAGAGUAUUCGAGAAGAGGCUUGCCGAUUGAAGGAUGAGAGCAGUGGAGAUGGGGACAGAGGUAGGAGAGGGCUUGUUGAUAGGGAUGCAGACAGUGGCUGGGGCCAGCGCCAGUUACUUGAUCUGGACAGUAUUGCUUUUGAACAAGGUAGUCGUUUGGUGGCGGCAAAAAAGAUUGAGCUUCCUGAUGGGUCUUAUAGGCAUUCUAGCAAGGGAUACGAAGAAAUUCACGUGCCCGCAUUGCAGCCAAAAUCACUUGUUCCAAAUGAGAAACUUAUAAAAAUAUAUGACAUGCCAGACUGGGCACAACCAGCUUUCAAAGGAGUGAAGGAGUUGAACAGGGUACAGAGUAGAGUCUAUGAGACUGCCCUUUUUAAAGCUGACAACAUCCUAUUAUGUGCUCCCACUGGUGCAGGGAAAACUAAUGUUGCAGUGCUCACCAUACUUCAGCAAAUAGCAUUGAACAGGAAUUCGGAUGGUUCAUUCAACCACAGUAAUUAUAAGAUUGUAUAUGUUGCACCUAUGAAAGCUCUUGUCGCUGAAGUCGUCGGCAAUUUGUCUGAUCGAUUGCGGUAUUAUGAUGUCAAGGUCAGGGAGCUUAGUGGAGACCAGUCGCUUACUCGCCAACAAAUUGAAGAAACUCAAAUUAUUGUCACAACUCCUGAGAAGUGGGAUAUCAUUACCAGGAAGUCAGGUGAUCGUACUUAUACACAGCUUGUGAAGCUUCUUAUCAUUGACGAGAUUCAUCUUCUUCAUGAUAACAGAGGACCUGUGCUUGAAAGUAUUGUCGCUAGAACUGUAAGGCAGAUUGAAAUUACAAAAGACCAUAUUCGGUUGGUUGGGUUGUCUGCUACACUCCCUAACUAUGAAGAUGUGGCUUUGUUCUUACGGGUUGAUCUGGAAAAAGGAUUAUUCCACUUUGACAAUAGUUACAGACCUGUACCUCUUUCCCAACAGUAUAUUGGAGUCACGGUAAAGAAGCCAUUGCAGAGGUUCCUGUUGAUGAGUCAUGUCUGUUACGAAAAGGUAAUGGCUGUAGCGGGAAAGCAUCAAGUCCUUAUUUUUGUCCACUCGAGGAAAGAAACAGCCAAAACAGCUCGUGCCAUACGAGAUACUGCUCUUGCUAACGAUACUCUUGGUAGAUUUUUGAAAGAGGACAGUGCAAGCCGUGAGAUUCUCCAUACUCAUAGAGAUCUGGUCAAGAGCAAUGAACUUAAAGACCUUCUGCCAUAUGGUUUCGCUGUUCAUCAUGCUGGGUUGACAAGGUCUGAUCGCCAGCUUGUUGAGGAGCUAUUUAAACUUGGGCAUGUGCAAGUUUUGGUUUCUACUGCAACUCUUGCUUGGGGUGUCAAUUUGCCUGCUCACACCGUUAUCAUCAAAGGGACCCAAAUUUACAAUCCAGAAAAUGGUGCAUGGACCGAACUAAGUCCUCUGGAUGUUAUGCAGAUGCUGGGUCGUGCGGGAAGGCCCCAGUAUGAUUCGUAUGGGGAGGGCAUAAUCAUUACUGGUCAUAGUGAACUACAAUAUUAUCUUUCUCUAAUGAAUCAGCAGCUUCCUAUUGAAAGUCAGUUUGUGUCCAAAUUGGCUGACCAAUUGAAUGCAGAAAUUGUUCUAGGAACUGUUCAGAAUGCUAGAGAAGCCUCCAAUUGGAUUGGGUACACUUACUUGUAUGUCCGCAUGUUGCGCAAUCCUACACUCUAUGGUUUGGCACCUGAUGUUCUCACGAGAGAUAUAACAUUGGAGGAGAGGAGGGCUGAUUUGGUCACGGACUUGGGUCGCAUUGCUAGUUACUAUUAUAUAACUCAUGGGACAAUAUCGACGUAUAAUGAGCAUUUGAAGCCCACUAUGGGAGAUAUUGAGCUUUGUCGGUUGUUUUCACUCAGUGAAGAAUUCAAAUAUGUUACAGUGCGGCAGGAUGAGAAGAUGGAGCUAGCAAAGCUUUUGGAUCGUGUUCCUAUUCCCAUCAAGGAAAGCUUGGAAGAGCCUAGUGCCAAGAUUAAUGUUUUGCUGCAAGCAUAUAUUUCACAGUUGAAGCUUGAAGGCCUUUCAUUAACAUCUGACAUGGUUUUCAUAACUCAGAGUGCGGGACGUCUUCUGCGAGCUCUUUUUGAGAUAGUUUUGAAACGUGGAUGGGCACAAUUGGCUGAGAAGGCUUUGAACUUAUUGAAAAUGGUUAACAGGAGGAUGUGGAGUGUCCAAACACCGCUUCGCCAAUUCAGUGGAAUCCCAAAUGAUAUUUUGAUGAAGUUAGAGAAGAAGAAUUUCGCCUGGGAAAGGUAUUAUGACCUUUCAUCUCAGGAAAUAGGGCAGCUUAGUCACAUGGGAAGGACGCUUCAUAAAUUCAUCCAUCAAUUCCCCAAACUUAACCUUGCAGCACAUGUUCAGCCAAUUACUCGCACUGUUUUGAGGGUUGAGCUGACAAUAACGCCAGACUUUCAGUGGGAGGACAAAGUUCAUGGAUGUGUGGAGCCAUUUUGGGUGAUUGUGGAAGAUAAUGAUGGUGAAUAUAUUCUUCAUCAUGAAUAUUUCAUGCUGAAGAAGCAGUAUAUUGAUGAGGAUCACACGUUGAAUUUCACGGUGCCAAUUUAUGAACCAUUGCCACCACAGUACUUCAUCCGUGUUGUGUCAGAUAGAUGGCUUGGGUCACAAACUGUUUUACCUGUUUCUUUCAGGCAUCUCAUCUUACCAGAAAAAUAUCCUCCACCGACGGAGCUAUUGGACUUGCAACCACUGCCUGUGACUGCCUUAAGGAAUCCAUCAUACGAAGCUCUUUAUAAGGAUUUUAAGCAUUUUAAUCCUGUUCAGACGCAGGUAUUCACUGUUUUGUAUAGCACGGAUGACAAUGUUUUAGUUGCUGCACCGACAGGGAGUGGGAAGACCAUUUGUGCAGAGUUUGCUAUCUUAAGGAAUCAUCAAAAAGGGCCUGAGAGUGUCAUGCGCGUUGUCUAUAUUGCACCCGUUGAAGCUCUAGCGAAGGAACGGUAUCGUGAUUGGGAGUGGAAGUUUGGAAAGGGUGGUCUUAAAAUGCGGGUUGUUGAAUUAACUGGGGAAACAGCUACCGAUUUGAAACUCCUUGAGAAAGGUCAAAUAAUAAUCAGUACUCCGGAGAAAUGGGAUACUUUGUCCCGCCGCUGGAAACAAAGGAAACAUGUUCAACAGGUUAGCCUCUUCAUCAUUGAUGAACUCCAUUUGAUUGGGGGUCGAGGUGGUCCCAACUUGGAAGUGAUCGUUUCCAGGAUGAGAUACAUUGCGAGUCAAGUUGAGGACAAGAUUCGUAUUGUGGCUCUGUCUACUUCACUUGCAAAUGCAAAGGAUCUUGGGGAAUGGAUAGGUGCUACCUCCCGUGGCCUUUUCAAUUUUCCUCCUGGUGUACGUCCUGUGCCAUUGGAAAUACACAUUCAGGGAGUGGACAUAGCUAAUUUUGAAGUGAGGAUGAAAGCAAUGACGAAAUCAACAUACACUGCAAUUGUUCAACAUACCAAGAAUGGGAAGCCUGCUCUUGUUUUUGUUCCAACAAGGAAGCAUGUCCGAUUCACUGCUGUGGAUCUGAUGACGUACUCUGUAGUGGACAGAGGAGGGAAGAAGCCAUUUUUAUUGCAGACCCCUGAAGAAAUCGAGCCUUUCAUUGACAAAAUUAAUGAUGAAAUGUUGAAAGCCACUUUACGUCAUGGAGUGGGCUACUUGCAUGAGGGCUUAACUAAUUUGGAUCAAGAAGUUGUGUCACAGCUGAUUGCGGCUGGGUGGAUUCAGGUUUGUGUCAUGAGCAGUUCUAUGUGUUGGGGUUUGUCAUUAUCAGCCCACUUGGUGGUCGUGAUGGGAACACAAUAUUAUGAUGAUCGGGAAAAUUCUCAUACUGAUUACCCUGUUACUGAUCUGUUGCAAAUGAUGGGUCAUGCAAGUCGACCUUUAUUAGAUGAUUCUGGGAAAUGUGUCAUUCUUUGCCAUGCUCCUCGUAAAGAAUACUACAAGAGGUUCUUAUAUGAAGCAUUCCCAGUUGAAAGCCAUUUGCACCACUUUCUACAAGAUAAUUUGAAUGCGGAAGUUGUUGCUGGAAUUAUAGAGAACAAGCAAAAUGCUGUGGAUUAUCUUACAUGGACAUUUAUGUACAGGAGGCUCACACAAAAUCCCAACUAUUACAAUCUUCAGGGAGUUAGUCACAGACACCUUUCUGAUCACUUGUCAGAGCUUGUAGAGAACACAUUGAGCGAUUUGGAAGCAAGUAAAUGUGUCGUUAUCGAGGAUGGUAUGGACCUUUCUCCUUCGAAUCUUGGCUUGAUAGCAUCGUAUUAUUACAUCAGUUACACUACUAUAGAGCGUUUCAGUUCUUCUUUGACUUCUGAAACGAAGAUGAAGGGUCUUCUAGAGAUCCUGGUUUCAGCUUCAGAGUAUGAACAACUUCCAAUACGACCUGGGGAGGAAGAGGUGGUCCGGAGGUUGAUUAAUCACCAUAGGUUUUCAUUUGAAAAUCUCAAAUGCAUGGACCCGCAUGUGAAAGCAAAUGCGCUUCUUCAGGCCCACUUUGCGAGGCAGAGUGUGGGUGGGAACCUAUCAUCGGACCAGCGAGAGGUGCUUGUUUCUGCGACUAGAUUGCUUCAGGCAAUGGUUGAUGUUAUUUCGAGCAAUAGCUGGCUGAGCCUUGCUCUUCUUGCCAUGGAAGUCUGCCAAAUGUUGACACAGGGCAUGUGGGAGCGUGAUUCUAUGCUUCUACAGCUUCCACACUUUACAAAGGAGUUGGCCAAGAGAUGCCAAGAAAACCCUGGCAAGAAUAUAGAGACCGUAUUUGAUUUGGUGGAGAUGGAAGAUGAUGAGAGGCGUGAGCUACUGCAGAUGUCGGAUGAACAGUUGGUGGAUAUUGCAAGGUUUUGCAACCGUUUUCCCAACAUCGAUAUGACUUAUGAAGUGCUGGAUAAUGACAAGGUGAGGGCUGGGAGGGAUAUGGUGCUGCAAGUCACUCUUGAGCGGGAUCUUGAGGGAAGGACAGAGGUGGGACCUGUUGAUGCUCCCAGGUACCCCAAGGCCAAAGAAGAAGGGUGGUGGCUUGUUGUUGGCGAUGCCAAAACUAACCAGUUGCUUGCCAUCAAGAGGGUUUCCCUGCAAAGGAAAUCAAAGGUUAAGCUUGAAUUUGCCCCUGCAGAAGCUGGAAAGAAGACGUACACGCUCUAUUUCAUGUGCGAUUCAUAUCUGGGUUGUGACCAGGAGUAUACCUUCACUGUCGAUGUCAAAGAAGCAGCAGGCCCCGGUGAAGAUAGUGGGGAAGAAGAGUAAGUGCAAAUAAAUUAUUCUACAUGAAACUGGGAAUAUUCUUAUCUGAUUAUACUUUAUACAAAGCUUGAGGUAAUCUGUUUUGAGAAUUCAUUCAUUUUGAGGGCAAACAGAGAGAGACUAGAAUAUGGUAUGAAAAUUAUAGCUCUUAAAACUCAUUCAAACCAAACCAAUAAGAAAAAUGGAAACGAGAUACUAAAAACAAAAACAGAGGACCUUUAAUGAUAUACAUCAAACACAAGAAAGGUCAGUUCUUUAUAACUUCAAAAGCUUCAGAGAUUAGUUCUUUUUGAUAAAUAUACAUCAAAUGCAAGAAAGGUCGGUCAUUCAAAAGCUUCAAAGAUGAGUUACUUAUGAUAAAUACCCAUAAAAAGAGAGAAAUCUUACCGUGUGAGGGAGAGUUGAGAGAGGAGCGACGGUACAGGGAGAGAAAUUUUUCUUUGUAGAAGAGUAGGAGAGUAUUUGUAGAAAAACUGACUUUCUUUUUUAUUUUUUAUUUUUUUUAUUUUAUUAUUAUGUGUGUGUUUGAUGUGUAUUUAUAAAAAAGAACUGAUAUCUGAAGCUUUUAAAGUUAUAAACUUAUAAAGAACCAGGACUUCUUGCGUUUGAUGUGUAUUUAUCAUAAAGAGCUAAUCUCCGAAGCUUUUGACUUUAUAAAGAACUGAUCUUUCUUGCGUUUGAUGUAUAUCAUUGAAGGUUCUCUGUUUUUGGUUUUAGUGUCUCAUUUUCAUUUUUGUUACUUGCUUGGUUGUUUGGUUUGAAUGAAUUUAAGAGCAAUAAUUUUCUUAACAGAUUCUAGUCUCUUUCUUUGUUUUCCCUCAAGAUGAAUGAAUGAAUAUUAGUCAUUUUCCCUUUGUCGAGCCUGUCUAUAAUGCUCCGUUUGUUUGGGCGUAAAAUAUUUUCUGUAUUUUUUAGAAUUUGGUAUAACCGAAAAUGAUGGUCAACAAAAAUCAUUUUUAGUUUGACCGUAAAAACUCUUUAAUUUUUGGAAAACGUGAAAACCGUAAAUCGUUUUCUGGAUUUAAACUCUUCAUUUUUGCACACACGUUUGUGAGAAUCUGUCACCGCCGGCAUUGGAGUUUGCUGGUAGCCCGAAUCUACCUUCGAAGGUUCCCGAAUUUUGAUAUCCGAUUGUCGGAAUUCGGCAAGCCAAAUUUUGGCAAAACAAGCUGAAAUUCAAACGGUGCCGGAUUCUGAAUUCGGCGACGUCCGGCCACCGUCACCAGAUUUUGGCUUUCAUCGCUGGAAUUUGGUGAAAGUGGACGGAAUCCCGUCGGUCAGUGACGAAAUCUUGUCAUCGGUAAUUUUUUUGUAAGAGUCAAACACUGAAAAAUAUUUUACAUCGAAACAGAGCAUAAUUUUCAUAAUAGAUUACCUUGAGCUUUCUAUAAUCAGAUAAGAAUACCCGCACAGCAUAC
Messenger RNA from Alnus glutinosa, 8186 nucleotides. Its product is annotated as DExH-box ATP-dependent RNA helicase DExH12-like. Gene Ontology annotation, molecular function: ATP hydrolysis activity; ATP binding; nucleic acid binding. Bases 328 to 6771 code for a protein of 2147 amino acids. Lineage: Eukaryota; Viridiplantae; Streptophyta; Magnoliopsida; Fagales; Betulaceae. Gene Ontology annotation, cellular component: nucleus. The transcript is spliced from 3 exons. The record is from RefSeq and is a predicted model, not a curated record.